UUGCUCGGAUUGAACGUAUGGAAAGACGGAUGCAGCUGGUAAAGAAGGAUAACGAGAAAGAAAGGCACAAGCUGUUUCAGGGCUAUGAAACUGAAGAAAGAGAGGAAACAGAGCUCUCUGAGAAAAUUAAACUGGAGUGCCAGCCGGAGCUCUCCGAGACAGCCCAGCCUCUGGCCCCUAAGCCGUUCUCAUGCGGGCGGAGUGGAAAGGGACACAAAAGGUGUGCCGAUAACGCGGUUGUGCUGUGUGGACGUGAGGAGGAGCCUUGUUACCGCAGACCAGGGGAAAACCCCAUUUGGAAAUACAGAAAGAAAGACUCCUAUUAAAAAGCUGGCUCCUGAAUUUUCAAAAGUCAAAACAAAAACUCCCAAGCACUCUCCUGUUAAAGAGGAACCCUGUGGUUCCUUGUCUGAAACUAUUUGUAGACGUGAAUUGAGGAGCCAAGAAACCCCAGAAAAGGCCCGGGCUUCCGUGGACACCCCACCGAGACUCUCCACUCCCCAGAAGGGACCCAGCGCCCAUCCCAAGGAGAAAACCUUCGCCAGUGAGACCGAAGACCUGCCAUACCUUUCCACCACAGAAAUGUAUUUGUGUCGUUGGCACCAGCCUCCCCCGUCACCGUUACCAUUACGGGAAUCCUCUCCAAAGAAGGAGGAGACUGUAGCAAGGUGUCUGAUGCCAUCAAGUGUUGCAGGAGAAACUUCAGUCUUGGCUGUUCCUUCUUGGAGGGACCACUCAGUAGAACCUCUAAGGGACCCAAAUCCUUCAGACCUUUUGGAGAACCUGGAUGACAGUGUGUUCUCGAAGCGGCACGCAAAGCUAGAGCUGGAUGAGAAGAGAAGGAAAAGGUGGGAUAUUCAGAGGAUCAGGGAACAAAGAAUUUUACAACGACUACAGCUCAGAAUGUAUAAAAAGAAAGGAAUUCAGGAAUCUGAGCCUGAGGUUACCUCAUUUUUCCCUGAGCCAGAUGAUGUUGAAAGUCUGAUGAUCACCCCCUUCUUGCCUGUGGUAGCGUUUGGACGGCCGUUGCCAAAAUUAACUCCAAGGAAUUUUGAGCUGCCCUGGUUGGAUGAGCGUAGCCGUUGCAGGUUGGAGAUCCAGAAGAAGCAAACCCCUCACCGGACAUGCAGGAAAUAGCUGCGCUGCAAGAACCCUGUGUCUUCAGAUAGUUGUAGCGUGCCACUCCCAGAGUGGCAGAGACCUGUGUGUGUGACCUGGGUGCUCACGUAUGUUACCGUUCACUGAUGGUGCCCACCAGUACUCCUUGAUUUGUUUUGUUUUCACAAAAACUCUUUCAUUGGGCUAACUGUGAAUUAUGGAGGGGAUGGGGGCUUCUUUUCCCUUUUUGGGGAAGUGAGCUCAAGCUAAAUCUGUCGGGGGUCAGAGUGGGAAGUUUCAAGGUGCACGUCUAUGCAUUUGCCUAUGUCAUAGGGGUACGGCGCCCUUCCUGAGAUGCAGGGAAGAUAACAGACCUGCACAAAGCAGCUGUGGCUGCCCGGCAUCUCACUCCAUAUAGUUGGGGUGUAGUGGGUUUGACCCUAAAAUAAAACAAAAAACUCACCAUGAGCAUUAGGACCAGAUGAAAACAAACUAAUGAAGUGAUGAACAGGUUGUCUUUUCAGAGUAGGAAGGAGACCCAAGAUUCAGUGAACAAAUCUGAAAAGAGCUGUUCUCCUGACGCUGUUUGGAGACAUUGCCAGGCGGGGAAGGGUGUUGAUUGUUUUCUUAGUUAACAAGUAACUGUUCUUCCCUGAUUCCUUGGAAAAUAAACGGGAUGUUAGUUUCAGAGUCUGCAACCCUAAAGAAGCAGUUGUCAUUUGGGGAUGGGGUGCUGGACCUGUGCAGAUGUCCUUGUCACGUCCCUUCUCAGGUGUUCCUUAGCUGGGCUUUAUCUUGUACUGAUUCUUGGUAGGGUGGAGGUUGGGCCGGGUGGGGGAGAAGAAAUGCCUGCUUCCUGUAGUUGGCAAGUGUCUGCAUCUUUAAACAACUGUACCUGAUGAGCUUCUCCAUUCACUUUGUAAAAAUAGAUUUGUAAGUGUAUCAUCUUGGUCCCCUCUCUUGUCCCUGUUUUGUUAAAAAAAAUAAUAAUAAUAAUAAAAAAAAUGCAGGACAGCACUCCCAGGCCACUCUGGUCUCAGUGUAAGAUCCCAGUUAACUAUCUGGAAGGAAAAUAGAGCCAAGACCUCUGGUCUGACCUAUAUAGGAAUUGCCUUUCGUUAGUUUUCAGGGCUAUUGUGUGAAAACAAGUAGGAGUCUAACCUCCUAGAAGGUAGGGGCUUUUAUCCUUGAAGAUGUCCCCAGAUUAUUAGCACUUUUAGAGGAGAAGCCAAGGUAUGUAGGGUGUGUGGCCGGCCCGUCGGGGAGCGUGAGAGCGGGUACCAUUGCGGGAAGAGAAAUGGCAAGAAAAGGUGCUCAGGGGCCCCCACCGCCAAGCUUUCUGUGAGCUGUUGCUCUGUGCUCCCUCGGUUUGACUUUGAAAAGAAUUACUGCGGCAGCACGUGUAGUAUUCUCGGAUGAUCUUGCUGCUCUUAUUUCUCCUGUGUGUGCGUGCAUGUGUGUGUGUGCGUGUGUGUGCGCGCGCGUGAGUGUGGCUACGGGUUUUCAUUUGUAACUCCAUCUGCUUAGGAGAGGGGCUCUGAAAAGGAACCUGCUGUACACUGCAUUGCAGCAAGGACAUAGAAAUAGGACUUAUUCCACUCGGGGCUCUCAUCUCACACCUUAAGGACAAGAUUUCUACAAAAACUGGGCCAGGUUUUCUUUGUUCUCCGUUAUUUUAACGUGGCACGCUGUUUCAUGUUCCUACGCUGGCCUACAUUAUGUUCCUUUAUAACGUGCCCCCAAAAGAAAAAGCCCCAAUCCUGCUCAGUUUCUUCCUGACUUGAGUCUUUGUCAAGUUCCUGAUUUCGGGUGUGGCUAGCACAUUUUACCUUCAUGUUUUUGCCCUACACAAGGGACUCCUCAGACACUGAACUUAAUGUAGACUGAGAGGACUCCAUGAGGUGCUAUCUGGCCAGACGUAGGUGGGUUCUUUUCCCCUGUUCUCCCUUUCAUAAGGGCCUCUUGCGUUAUUGCCCCCUUCCAGAUCAGCUCUCCUUUGAUUUGGGUAUGUUGUGGUUUGUUGAGAAGGAGGUCGGCGCAAAGUUCCAAGAGUUGAAAUUACAGUGUGUUACAGCGUGGGGGGAAAAUUAGUCUUAUUUUUCCCUACGUGGGCUACAACACUGUGAAAUUCAAUCUGCAGCCGAAGGCCCUGAAGUUCUAAAACAUAGCUCUUUUCUUUCUUUAACGAAGUUUAAGCUAGCGUUAAUAAAUUAAAGAGAAAUUGCUUGUCUCUCCACUUCAGCUUUGUUUUAUGCCCAUUUCAUAUUGUUGUCUGUGUUGUAAUUCAUACUUUUGAUACCAUUUCUGAUAUGUAAAAUUGGUUGUCUUGUAAAUAUCUUAUAAAGAGUUCAAUUGUAAAUAAACUAUUGUGGCUGUUAAUUUUUGAA
This is a messenger RNA of Octodon degus (degu), 3485 nucleotides long. RefSeq names its product male specific lethal 1 homolog (gene Msl1). The coding region runs from base 85 to 1137 and encodes 350 amino acids. Gene Ontology annotation, cellular component: MSL complex. The transcript has 8 exons. Lineage: Eukaryota; Metazoa; Chordata; Mammalia; Rodentia; Octodontidae. The record is from RefSeq and is a predicted model, not a curated record.